Messenger RNA from Misgurnus anguillicaudatus (oriental weatherfish), 2966 nucleotides. RefSeq lists its product as uncharacterized. Gene Ontology annotation, molecular function: DNA-binding transcription activator activity, RNA polymerase II-specific; RNA polymerase II cis-regulatory region sequence-specific DNA binding. NCBI's taxonomy places the organism in Eukaryota, Metazoa, Chordata, Actinopteri, Cypriniformes, Cobitidae. Gene Ontology annotation, cellular component: nucleus. Gene Ontology annotation, biological process: regulation of transcription by RNA polymerase II. The record is from RefSeq and is a predicted model, not a curated record.
AUUUUUUUUACUGUCAAAUUCUUCAUAAUGAUUUUCUCUGUUCAUUUUAGAUCAGAAAGCGGUGAAGGAGGAAAUUUCACAACUCAAUGAAAUGGAGGAGAAACCUCAUCAUUUGAUACCCAAUGAAGAAUCUCUGAGCUGCUUGAGUACUUUGAGGAAUUUGUCACAAAAGCAAAAGGCAACAGCCAAAGAUGCUCCUAUUUGCCCUCAGUGCGGAAAGACCUUCACUAAGAACUGUUAUCUUAAUCAGCACAUGAAAAUUCACACUAGAAAAGAGCCUUACAGAUGUGAUCAGUGUGGAAAGAACUUCAUUCGUAGGUCUGACCUUAAUGGGCACAUGAGAAUCCACACUGUAGAAAAGCCUUACAGAUGUGAUCAGUGUGGAAAGAGUUUUAAAAAUAAAUGGCACCUUAAUGACCACUCAAGAGGCCACACUGGAGAAAAACCUUACAGAUGUGAUCAGUGUGGAGGAACCUUCAUUCGCAAGCCUGACUUGAAUAAGCACAUGAAAAUUCACACUGGAGAAAAACCUUAUAGAUGUGAUCAGUGUGGAAAGAGCUUCAGGGGUACAUGGCACCUUAAUCAGCACAUGCAAAUUCACACUAGAGAAAAGAGUGAUCAGUGUGAAAAGAGCGCCAUUGGUAAGUUUGAUCUUAAUGGGCACACGAGUAUUCACACUGGAGAAAAGCCUUACAGAUGUGAUCAUUGUGAAAAGAGCUUCGUUCGUAAGUUCCAUCUCAACAGGCACAUAAGAAUUCACACUGGAGAAAAGCCUUACAGAUGUGAUCAGUGUGGAAAGAACUUUAUUCGGAAGUGUGAUCUCAACCGACACAUGAAAAUUCACACUGGAGAAAAACCUCACAGAUGCGAUCAGUGUGGAAAGAGCUUCCUUCGUAAAACCCAUCUCAAGAGGCACAUGGGAAUUCACACUGGAGAAAAGCCAUACAGAUGUGAUCAGUGUGGACAGAGCUUCAUUCGUAAGUGUGAUCUCAAGAGGCACAUGAGAAUUCACACUGGAGAAAAACCUUACAAAUGUAAGCAGUGUGGAAAGAGGUUCAUUCGUAAGGCCCAUCUCAAAAGCCACAUGAGAAUUCACACUGGAGGAAAGCUUUAAAAAGCCCCUACUCUCCUGACUUGCACAUUUAAAGAGUUCAGAUACAAAAGCCACCAAACGCCACCUCCAUCAAUUAUGAGAUAAUGAUAUUAACUGAAUGCUAUUGGCAAGUGUUAUAUAUUAUUAUAUGGCAAGGAUUGCCAAAUACUUCUGCUUGGCUUAAUCCCAGCAUUUUGCUGCAUACCAAAGUUCAAGUCUGGUGAUCUCUGUCCUGCAAAUUCGUAUCACAGGGAGAUAUGUGACCAGAAGAAAACCAGUUGUCCUAACCAUUUUCUCCACUGCGGUGGCACAGUGCUUAGUCUCAAUUGCUUCACAUUUUAAAUUUAAAUUUAGGCAUUUAGCAGAUGCUUUUAUCCAAAGCUACUUACAAAGAUAAGGAAACAAUCAAGUGAUUUGUCAUAAGGAGGCAAUAAUACAAGAGGUGCUUAUAACAAGUUACAAGUUUUUACAAUUCCGAAACAAUACCUGUUAAGAGAGAAAGAGAGUUAGAAGAGAUGAAGAGCGGCGUUACAUGAGCCAUUUUGGUCUCUUGGAAGAUGAGUCGGGCUGUUGGAGUGGUUUGAUGCUCUGUGCAGGAAGGCCAGCAAGGAGAGCAUUGCAGUAGUCAAACCUAGAGAUUACCAGCGCCUUGAUCAGGAGUUGUGCAACAUGCUCCAUAAGAAGAAGAUAGCAGUGGUAGGAGAAGCCAUGUGCUUGUAUGAUAGGUCUCAAGGAUGUUGUGUAGAUGGAGAAAAGUAGUGGCCCAAGCACUGAUCCCUGAGGAACCCCAGUGAGCAUCUGGUGGGCUGUGGACAACGUGGCCCUCCAUUACACCCUGAAGGAUCUAUUGGACAGAUAGGAUCUAAACCAUUGCUGCUUUCAUCCUCUUCAAAGAGUUUGGGCACUUUAGAGCUCCUGUGUUGCCAAGUAACCUAAGCUUGCAGUUCUGAAGAGCACCCACAGGCGGAAAAGAUAUCGGUGCUUAUAAACACGCACGUUUGUUAAUAAACAUAUAUCUGAUCCCCUCUCCACACACAUUCUAUGACCACUGCCGUUUAUUGGUGCAUUACCACCGCUGUGGUAAAAUACUGUCACAGCCCUAUUCAGGGCAUGACUUUUCUCUCUACUGCGCGUGUAAGGUGAUGCCAAACCCUGACAAAAGGUUUUCGUAGAACUGUCUGAUUCAACAGGGAACCGUUUAUCAAAAAAACUACAUUCUGGUGAGAAACUAAAAAGAUCUCAUCAAGCUCAUAUCUACCUCAAAGACAAUCACCAUUUGUUAUUACACAGAGGAUCUAAAAGAUCUAAUCAAAUUUACAUCUACCCCCAAGACAGCUACCCUAUGGUGUGGGGACAUAAGAGUCACACCCUACCGCACUUUCUCGUCCCACUCUCCUCAAUUUCUCAAAGCAAACUGUAUAUGGGAUGCUACAUUCUGCAUACACAAAGUAUCUGAAACUGGUCUUGUUUGGUGUCAUAUGAAUUAUGAAUGGUUUCAAUGUAAGUGGUACAAUUUGGUUUAUUAAUAUAACAAAAGAAUUCAAUGUUAAAGUGUGACAAUAAAAUAAGUAAACUUAUCCUAAUGUUGGGAGACACCUUCUACCUUAGACAUGUUGACCAAUCACCCACUGUAUGUAUAUUAGGCAACACCCCUGGGUUUGCAAGAACCAAUCAGUAUAUUAUUAUCACAAUGCUUUGUUCUCUGGAUAUUUAAGCAAAAUUUUAAAAGAUUUAGGUGGGAUUUUCUAUAUGCAGAAAGAAACCCCCAUGAUGCUGUAUCUUUGAUCGGAUAUUUGAAUCGGAUUGUAAAUCGGCUUCUGAAUUAUGUUUUUCCCACCUGGUUAAUAAAUUGUUACGUUUACAUUCAUUCUAA